This is a messenger RNA of Eurytemora carolleeae, 4949 nucleotides long. RefSeq lists its product as uncharacterized. The transcript is spliced from 25 exons. Gene Ontology annotation, biological process: RNA processing. The record is from RefSeq and is a predicted model, not a curated record. Gene Ontology annotation, molecular function: RNA methyltransferase activity; metal ion binding. NCBI's taxonomy places the organism in Eukaryota, Metazoa, Arthropoda, Copepoda, Calanoida, Temoridae. The coding region runs from base 144 to 4892 and encodes 1582 amino acids.
GCGGCAAAAUUGCAGGAAUUGGUUCGGAACUUCGGACUUCGGUUGUUAUUUGUUAACUCAACUUAACCGGAUUUUAAAAAAAUUAGAAAAUAUAGUUAUCACUUAUCGUACUUACCUGUGAAUCACGAAAUUUACAUUUUAAAAUGUCUAACGAAAGUUUUAAACCAUACAAUUUAUCACAACAUAAGAAUGACAAUUUUCAUGAUGAUGACGAUGAGAACAGUUUAAUAAUUCCCUUUAAUAACGGGGGAAAAAUUGGUGAGCAAACUAAAUUUGAUUCUGAACUCCAGGGAAAAGAAAAAGAACAACUUCAUGACGAUCCAGGUCCAAUGGAUCGGCAGAAGAGAGAUCUUAAAGUUGUGAAAGAUCUGUUAAAAGAAGCUCAGAUGAUGAUAGAUUUGCCGGAAGAAAUCAUCUUGAAUUCAGAAGAAAAGGGCACAACACUCAAUACCAAAGAGCAAAAAGCAGUGCAGAUUUGUUUUGCUUUCCAAAAUGGUUCUUGUAAAAAACAAACUUGUAAAUUUUCUCACGGAGAGGAACAGAGCUUACAAGUAUCGAAGAGUGCGGCCCCCCUUGUGGGAUUAGUGAAACCAACAGUUCAAACAGUGAAUAAGGACAAGCCCCAGGAAUCAAGUUCUUCACCAGUUGUUAAAAGGGCACUUUGUCGUGAUUUUAUGAAAGGAAAAUGUUUCCGAACUGAUUGUAAAUAUCAUCAUCCAGGUGAUACCAAUCUAGAAGUUGUCCUUGAAGUUUGCAGGGAUUUUUUAAAAGGAAGAUGUCCUCGAAAAAAAUGCAUAUAUUCGCAUGUUGCCUCCGUCGAACCUGUCAAUAUCGAUGUUUCUGAUAUAGAGAUUUGCGAGGACUUCUUGAAUGGGAAGUGCAAUAGACUAAAAUGUUGGUUAAAACAUGAUGACGAUACAGCUGAUUGUAAGGACUUCUUGAAAGGAAACUGUAGAAGAUCAAAGUGUGUUUAUAAACAUGAUGUGAAUCGAUUGUUAGCUGAUAAACAGAAAGAUGAGGAUCAAGGUAAACAGUCUUCUGCUGAUAAACAGAAAGAUGAGGAUCCGGAGAAGCAGUUUACUGCUGACAAACAGAAUGAUGAGGAUCAAGGGAAGCAGUCUACUGCUGAUAAACAGAAUGAUGAGGAUCAAGGGAAGCAGUCUACUUUUUUUAAACAGAAAGAUGAGGAUCCAGGGAUGCAGUCUACCGUUAAUAAACAGAAAGAGGGGGAUUUAGGUAAUCAGUCUAGUGUUGAUCAACAGAACGAUGAGAAUAAAGUGGUACAGUCUACUGAUAAAACCAAGGAUGUGUAUAUAGGGAAUCAGUCUAGUGAUAAACAAAAAGAUGCGGAUAAAGGGAAGCAUCCUGUUUCUGAAAUAAGCAUUAUGAAAAGACCUCUCCUGUCUGGAAUAUCAGGAGAGGUUUCGGGUAAAGUUCCCAAAUUGGAUUUGAUCAAAUCUGGUUCCGAGGACAACUCCCUCUUGACUGGAAAUUCAUCUAAACCAGCUAAGGUUUGCUUCGCCUACCAGAACACAGGGCGUUGCAUGAAAGGAAACUCAUGUAGUUAUCAACACACUUUGAAGAAAGCUGCCUGCUUUGCAUUUCUCCGAUCUGGAAGUUGUUCCAACUACGAAUGUAAAUUUGAUCAUUCUUCGACACUGCAACCGGCUGGAGAAAGGAAUGAACUAGCAGGCCCAAGAUAUGACGCGGGAGAAGGGAGAGGAGGAGGAGUAGAAGAAAACUGGGGAGAACGAGGAAGACGGGGGAGGAGUAGAGAAUAUGAUAGAGCAGGAGAAUGGGAGGGAAGGAGAAGAGAGGAGUGGAAAGAAGAGGAAGAUUGGAAGUAUCCAGAACAGGAUGGAAGAAGAGAUGGUGAAUGGAAAAGAGACGAUGAUUGGCAAGACAGAAAACAAGAAAAUGAACUUGAUAAAACCCGUCCUAGAAGAAUUGCACCUGGACUAAGUAUGGUUGAAAAGAAGGUGUUGGAAGCAACUACCCCCCUGGCAAACAUUGAAUAUAAGAAACAAGUAGAAAAGAAAGAAGAAAUGGUGAAACAGAUUGUAAAUGAUCUUCAUAAGGAGAUAUCUGAAUACAGUCCUGAAGCUGGUCGCUGGUUGUCCCACCAGAAACAUAUAAACAUGGGACACUGCGCCAGAAUUGAAAAAAUGAAGGAGUCCCCAGUAUUAGAAGGAUACCGGAACAAGUGUGAGUUUACUAUUGGAAAGGAUCCUCAAACAAAUAAGGUUUGUGUGGGAUUCAAAUUAGACCCAGGUUCAGAGACUUCUGCUGUAGGACCUGUACACCAUCUUAGACAUGUACCAACACAGAUGAAAGCUGUCGUAAACCUACUUGAAUCUCAUUUACAGUCCUCUGUUUUAUCAUCGUAUGACGAGGGAAGUGGUGAGGGUGGAUGGAGCUCAGCUUUGGUGAGAACAUCUCAGAACUCGGAGACUAUGCUGGUUGUUUACUAUGUUAAACUGGAUUUAUCUACGAACAGACUAGAGGCAGCUAAAGAAGAUCUUAUAAUGUUCUUUGCUCAAGGUGGAGGAAUUAAGUCUGAUUUAACAUCUUUAUACUGGGCUCAGAAAACCUCAACAGCACCUGGGACAUUAGAGCAUCUGUAUGGGAAGGAGAGGAUAACUGAGUAUGUUCAUGAUAUUGAACUAACAGUAUCCCCGCGUUCAUAUCUCUGUAUCAACACACACGGAGCUCAUCUUCUUUAUCAAACCAUUUCACAAACAUUAGGUUUGAGCACUAAUUCCACCUUGGUGGAUAUUUGCAGUGGAUCAGGUGCUAUAGGGAUAUCUUUAUCCAAAUGGGCUGGCCAGUUGCUUGGAAUUGAUAAAUCUGGUGAUGCCAUUGUUGACGCUAAGCAUAACGUUCUCUCAAAUAAAAUUGCUAACGCUGAAUAUGUUGUAGGUAGUGUAGAGGAAGGAUUAGAAAACCUGAUAAAGCAUGCAACUUGUCCUGAGGUACUUGCAGUAUUAGAUCCUCCCAGAACUGGUUUACCUGUGAAGGCUAUUCGAGCGCUUCGCGCUAUAUCUCGAAUCUCAAAGCUUGUUUAUGUGUCAAGUGAUUUCAGGUGUUCCCUCAAGACUCUGGUUGAUCUUACACGUCCCACUUCUGCAAUGUUUGCUGGUGCUCCAUUCAUGCCGAUAUUAGUAAACUCAGUCGAUCUGUUUCCGCAUACUUCGCAUUUCUUUGUGGUCAUUCUGUUUGUAAGAGUUUCUUCAGAACAAUUGAAGAGUGAUUUAAGCUUCAACCUAUCUGUUCCUCCCCCAUCAGCGAAUAAACUGCCAUUAUCCCUUCAAAUAUCUCCUUUCCUUCAACAGAAUCAACCUCUGCCACUUUACCAGCCUCAGCCUCUCCAUCAGCCGCCGCCUCUUCAGCCUCCGCCACUGAUCCACAAACCUGUAUUGUAUCCGGGAUUGAAUCCGCUCCGUUCCUUCAAUGAGUCAAGUCUGUCUAUUGAACAGAAAGGGUGGCUGAACACCAUGACCAAUUUGUAUGGAACGACGUUUGAUCGUGGUGGCUGGGUUCUUUCUUUUAUUAAACAAAACCAUCAGACUGCUCUAAACAAUCUACCACCUCUAGCCCCUCCAAUUUCCUCACCUGCUUUGAGUAAUCCUGAAGUAUCCAGCCUAGCACGCUUCCCUCCUAAAAUCAACCUGCCGUCUCCCGUCUCCUUUAGCCCGGGGGUUAAGGCCAAACUUCCAACUCCCACUGCUGCGUGUCAACGUAACUUUUCUGAUGAUAUAUUACCGCCCCCACCACCAAUUAUCCGAUCUAAUUCUGACCAUGCAGUUAAUGCUUCUAUGCAGAUUGAUAAUGAUCUCCCACCUCCUCCACCUAGCAUAUCCUUAAUUUCCAGCUCAAGAUGUAAAUCUCCAAGUAGGUCCAGUGAGAGCACUCUUGGUAGAUCUAGUCAUCCAGACAUUAGUUCAUUCCGCAGCCGUAGUCCCAUUGGUAGUGAAAGUCCAACUUACAGCUAUCAACGUCAAGAUUACUUUAGUCCACCACGGAGCUCUAGGCAAUAUAGUAGAAGUCCACCGCAUAAAUCUUAUGAUAGCCCACCUCAUAGCCCCUGUCAUUCCUACUCAAGCCCACCUCACAAGUCUAAACACUCAAGCUCUAUGUAUGAUAAAAGUUCUCCAUGUAAUACCAGUUUUAGACCAUUUCAUGAUAGACCCAUUUCUAGAAACUACAGUUCACAAGACUCCAUUACUCCUCAAUAUUUUGGUCCUCCCCGCAACCCCAGUCCUCUCAACAUCUGCAGUCCCCUUCGAAACUCCAGUCCUCCUCUCCGCAACUCCAGUCCUCCUCCCCGGAACUCCAGUCCUCCUCCCCAGAACUCCAGUCCUCCUCUUCGGAAAGCCAGUCCUCUCCGGAACUCCAGUCCUCCAUGGAGUCCUCCGCUAAACUCCAGUUCUCCCCAAGUCUUAAGCUCUGAUCUCAUGUCCAUCAACGAUCAAUGUUCCUCAGGACUCUCAUCUCCAAAGAUCAUUUCUAGCGUGAUCAACACACAGCAGUUGGAGAUCGGUGCUCGAUCUGAUAUCUCCCCGGAGCGUGUGAUAAAACUUUCUCCUAGUUCCGAACAUGAGAGCACAUCUCCAACUUACCGCUUACAUGAAGAACAAAGGAUACCUUCAACUGAGCAGGAUAAACACAAUUUUGGAAAACCUCAAACUCCAGUUAUUGAUGUAAGUACUAAUGAAGAUGGUGAUAUUGUUCCACCUAUGCCUGAGUUUCCUGUUGCACCAAACAGGGCUGAUCCUCAGGAAUAUGCCUUGUAUAAGCAUAAAUAUGAAGUCUAUACUGCUUGGUAUGAGAAGUACGGUCAGAGAUACCAAGAGACGAGCAGAAAACCCAGUUCUGGUCUUGGGUCAAGUUGAUACGACGCACCAUUGUUACUUCUUAAAAUUGCAUUCAAUAUAAUUUCAUAGAAGGAA